Molecule: messenger RNA, 660 nt
Organism: Trametes versicolor FP-101664 SS1
Lineage: Eukaryota; Fungi; Basidiomycota; Agaricomycetes; Polyporales; Polyporaceae
Product: Isochorismatase hydrolase
Exons: 4
Coding region: 1-660 (219 amino acids)
Source: RefSeq, a predicted model, not a curated record
AUGCCUUUCAAAUACGAGCGCAUCGACAAGGACAACGUGGUCCUGCUCGUCGUCGACCACCAGGAGGGCCUGUACCAGCUCGUGCGCGACUACACGCCGGCCGACUUCAAGACCAACAUCCUCGCGCACGCCGCGCUCGGUAAAAUCUUCAACCUGCCGACCAUAUUGACCUCCAGUUCCGAAACGGGACCCAACGGACCAUUGCCCGCGGAAGUCAUUGCGAUGCACCCCAACGCGCCUUUCAUCAAGCGUCAAGGUGAGGUAGACGCAUGGGACAAUGCCGACUUCCGUGCAGCGGUCGAGGCGACUGGCAAGAAGCAGGUCAUCCUGGCCGGGAUCACGACCGACGUCUGCACGGCGUUCCUCGCGCUCUCCCUCGUCGAUGCCGGGUACACCGUGUACGCGAACAGCGACGCGUCGGGGACGUUCGACGUCAAGACUGCACAGGACGCGAACGACCGCAUGCGCGCCGCUGGCGUGCAUGUGCUCUCCAUGUUCGCCGUUUCGCUCGAGUUGAUGCGCGACUGGCGCAACACGCCUGGCGCGCCGGAGAUGAUGCCGUUCUUCGACCAGUACCUGCCCGAGUACGGGUUCCUAGCCCGUGCGCACGACGCCGCCGCGGCGAACGGCACGCCUUCUGGCCUGCCCUCCGGCCUGUAA